UCCUCUUUGGCUGGCGCGGGAGCUGGGCCUGGUGUUUGGUAGUGUCCGCGGCGGCGGUUUCUCAACUCGAGCUGGCAGCCUGUAGCGUUCUGGAGUAGCCGGCAGGGGGUUUUUCCAUGCGGCGUUCUGCUUGAGACCGGGCUGCUGGUUGCUCCACGGACUCCUGAGCCGCGAGGCCUGGCUGCCUCUGGGCAGACUGCAGAGACCUGGCUGGACGGGCCCGACCCGAGCUCCCAGGGCCCAGCAUCGCAGGCUCAGACCCGGCCUCUAGGGGAGAGGCCGGAGAGAAGAGUCCAAGCCGGGAGCAGUCAGAGCAGGCCUGCAGAGCGCGGCUGGGGCUCAGAGAACUGCUGGGAGGUGGUGGCACGAGGUGGGACCCAAAUGCCGGAGGAAGGAGAGCUGCCUUCUGCAGACACUGCCCUUCCCCGAGACGAAAGCACAGGAGAUGAAAGAAUGGCAGCUGGUCUCCUCACAGUUGGGGCCCACGGGUCCAUGCCCUUCAGCAAUGUGACUGUAGCUUUUACCCAGGAUGGGUGGAGGCACUUGAUCCCUGCUCCGAGGGGGACUCCAAGGUUCAAGGAGGGGAUACCAGAAAAUGCCAGGAAUCUGGUCCUGCUGGGACUUCCAGUUUCCCAGCCCAGCAUGAACUCCCAGUUGGAACAAAGGGAAGAAGGCCCAUGGAUGCUGGAGGGAGGAGGCCUAAGGAGUACCUGUCCUGACUGGAAGAUUAUGUCUGAAUCACCACCCGAGCAUGACAUUUCUGAAGAUCCAUUCCAAGACACAAGUAUAGAGCUGCCCCCUGGGGAGUCUGCUCACGGGAACACUGAACUGGGGAAGAGCUUCAACCUGAGACCAGUCCUUUCUCCACAGCAGGGAGUUCCUACAGAAGUGAGACCCCGGAAAUGGGAAACACACACACAGAGCUUCAGGAAGGAUUCCCCUAUUAUGAAGCCCCACAGAGCAAGACCCUAUACAUGUGGCGAGUGUGGCAAGGGCUUCAGUUACUGUUCUUCCCUUUCUCAGCACCAGAAGACUCACACCGGGGAGAAGCCCUACGAGUGCAGUGAGUGUGCGAAGGCUUUCAGCCAGAGCUCGUCUCUUAUUCAGCACCAGAGGAUUCACACCGGAGAGAAACCCUACAAAUGCAGCGAAUGUGGAAGAGCCUUCAGCCAGAACGCAAACCUCACAAAGCACCAGCGAACUCACACCGGAGAAAAGCCCUACAAAUGUAGCGAGUGUGAGAAAGCCUUCAGUGACUGUUCAGCUCUUGUUCAGCAUCAGAGGAUUCACACCGGGGAGAAGCCCUAUGAAUGCAGCGACUGUGGGAAGGCCUUCCGUCACAGUGCGAAUCUCACAAACCACCAGAGGACCCACACAGGGGAGAAGCCGUACAAGUGCAGCGAGUGUGGGAAGGCCUUCAGUUACUGUGCCGCCUUUAUUCAGCAUCAGAGAAUCCACACCGGGGAGAAACCCUAUAAGUGUGCUGCAUGUGGAAAGGCCUUCAGCCAGAGCGCAAACCUCACAAACCAUCAGAGGACUCACACGGGAGAGAAACCCUACAAGUGCAGCGAGUGUGGAAAGGCCUUCAGCCAAAGUACAAAUCUCAUAAUCCACCAGAAGACCCACACUGGGGAGAAGCCAUAUAAAUGUGGAAAAGUCUCAGGAGCGCUCUUCUUACUCAACUCUUCAAGCAUCAAGAACCCAACUCAAAUCAUACUGGAGAUUUACCUCCAUUUAGUGAGCCAAACUGCAUUUUGGAAACCAUUAGGAAUAAGUGAUCAAUGAGUGAAGAACUUCAUUCUUUCUUAAAGGCCAGGUAUUUCAGGGAUGGUUCUUGAAUGAGGGCUAUUAAAAGAACCAACACUGGACAGGAAUGAACAGUUUCUCCAUAAUAGGGAGUAAUUCAAGUUGAGGAAAGGUUCUUCAUGUUGUAAUCUCAUCAGGGGUGGGGGAGGGAUAUCCACUCUUUAAAGCUCUAUAUAGGAAAAUCUAGACAUUGCCAGGCCCAAUCUCUACUUGAGAUCUUCAAGUGUUUGCUGCUGCUGUAAAGAAAACACCCAGAAGGUAAGAACAGGCUGAGGGUUAUCUAGAGGAAGCCAGUGAAAUGCCUCAGCGUGGUAUACCCCUCUGUGGAGCCACUAGGACAAAAACCUGAGACCUACCAUCUUUCCCUGGCUCAUGGGCCAGUGGGGCCUUCAUUUCCCUUCCUGGAGAAGUUUCCUUUACAGCAAGAUUUUCAUUAUUGGCCCCCUUUCUCCCUUGCCGCGUCCUGGGUCUUGCCUUUUGAUAUGCCAUCCUCAUACCCAGCCUGCAUGACUUCAUCUCCGGAAUAACCCCAUGUGGUUUGGGUUUAGGGUUUGGGUAGCCAUUUGACUUGAGUCAUAUUCCGCUAUCAUCACCCAAGGCGUCUAGCUCUGGUUUCCUGGUCACUUGGCACAGGUCCUGGAAGGCUUAUCCUUCCUUUAUUGAUCUGAAUUCUCAGGUAAUCCUUCCCACUACAGUUCUCCAACCCUGCUUAUGGGGGAGGGGAGAAAAUUAAAACCCACCUACUUUAAAGGCCUAUUGACAAGUUUAAGACAAGAAUACAAUUAAUGCUAAGAACAUUAAGUUCUUGGUUAAAUUACUCCUAAGCCCUUCCUUUUAGGCUGGUACCCAGAAGCCCCUCUAAGCUACUCAGGUAUAGCUCACCCCAGUACCCAGGUAUUUUGGUUCAUCCUUCUAUUUACCACACACUUAAAAGUAGGAGUCAUGAGCUCGAGUCAAAAGGAACAUAACUAAUGAAAAAGAGCAAGACUCGGAAAGACAAAAACAUGCCAUUAGAAAAUGGCCCUCAGGGACUCAAGACAAAGGUCAGGUUCCCUUUUUUCACAUCAGUGCCCCCUGAAGCCUGGCUGUACACUGGAACUGAUAGUGAGGGCUUGCUUGCAUUAAGGGCUAUGGGCCCUUAACCCAACUCAAGAUUGAAACUGAUAUGGGAUAGAUUCCUUGCCAUGAUGAAUCAUGCUGAGGUACGAGUUUUCUUUUUGGCAAAGAAUUUUAUUCUUACAAAGAGUUCCACAUAUAUGCAGCCUACAGAAGGCCAAGAACUUCCUUUCUAGGUGUCUUCUCUGA
This is a messenger RNA of Zalophus californianus (California sea lion), 3111 nucleotides long. It is a transcript of the gene ZNF79, whose product is annotated as zinc finger protein 79. Lineage: Eukaryota; Metazoa; Chordata; Mammalia; Carnivora; Otariidae. Bases 382 to 1785 code for a protein of 467 amino acids. The record is from RefSeq and is a predicted model, not a curated record. Gene Ontology annotation, molecular function: DNA-binding transcription factor activity, RNA polymerase II-specific; RNA polymerase II cis-regulatory region sequence-specific DNA binding. Gene Ontology annotation, biological process: regulation of transcription by RNA polymerase II. The transcript has 6 exons.